Nematolebias whitei (Rio pearlfish) is the source of this 1123-nucleotide messenger RNA. It is a transcript of the gene lrrc69, whose product is annotated as leucine rich repeat containing 69. Gene Ontology annotation, molecular function: protein binding. Bases 1 to 1068 code for a protein of 355 amino acids. The transcript has 8 exons. The record is from RefSeq and is a predicted model, not a curated record. Lineage: Eukaryota; Metazoa; Chordata; Actinopteri; Cyprinodontiformes; Rivulidae.
AUGGCUUAUCGAUCUUCUACAGUCAAUAAGCUAGUCAUUCGAGCUUUAUAUGGCAAAUCAACGUCUUUAAAUUUAAAUUCAAGGUCAGUGUUCAGUGUUCCCGAGUGCGUUUCCAGAUUAACAAACCUGUCCGUCCUCCUGUUGAGGAACAACUUCAUCACCGGCCUCCCUCCUCAGCUGCUCUCUCUACAACAACUGUCCAUAUUAAAUUUAGGAAAUAACGCCUUGAAGGAGGUUCCUCUUGUUCUGAACCGUCUGAAGUCACUGAAAAAACUGUAUCUGUUCAGCAACCAAAUUGCUGCGGUGCCUCCUGGUGUGAUAGGUCACCUGGAAAACCUUGUUGUCCUCAAUCUAAACCACAACAACAUUCAAAGGCUUCCAUCGGACAUUAAAAGCUUGCGGAAGCUUCAACACCUCAGUUUGCAGAACAAUAAGCUGGAGGAACUUCCCCGUGAAGUUGGUUAUCUAACGAAGCUGCGAGAGCUGAACUUGACCUUCAACAAGCUGUCAUGGCUGCCUCUGCAGCUGUACCAGUGCAGAGAGCUGACAAAGCUUCAUGCAGCCAGAAACCAGCUGACAAGUCUACCAGAUGGGAUUGUGGCACUAGAUAAACUUCAGGUUCUGGAUGUGGCUGGGAACAGGUUGUCUAUGUUCCCUGUGGAGUUCCACCUGCUGCCUCUGAAGGAGCUGCACUGCGAGAGCAACCGACUGGUGAAACGUGAACCAGUUCUAUCACUCCCAAACCCUGACGUUCUUUCACUGAAGGAAUUAGUUGCCAGAUUUGUUCUGCAAGAAGACCAGAACAAGUUCUCUCUGGUCCACAUGAUGCUCCCACGUUACCCGGACGUCUCUGCCCUCCUGACCAGCAGCAGCUCUUGUGCAUUUUGUCAGCAUCCCUUCCUCACCACCCGACUGGAGUGUGUGCAUUUUGUAAACCUGAAGAAGGAUAUGAACUUGAGGAGUUCGCUGACUGUUCCAGUUCGGGCUUUUCUGUGUUCACACAAGUGCCUUAAUUCAGAUGGACACUCUUACUAUGGUGUUGUUACAAACAAAAUGAAAGUCCAUUAAAAGUUACAUCAUGUUAUGUCACACAUUUUAUUAUUUAAUACUGUGUAGAUCUGUC